Cinclus cinclus is the source of this 1298-nucleotide messenger RNA. It is a transcript of the gene SNRNP27, whose product is annotated as small nuclear ribonucleoprotein U4/U6.U5 subunit 27. The coding region runs from base 573 to 1043 and encodes 156 amino acids. The record is from RefSeq and is a predicted model, not a curated record. The transcript is spliced from 6 exons. Gene Ontology annotation, biological process: RNA splicing. Gene Ontology annotation, cellular component: precatalytic spliceosome. NCBI's taxonomy places the organism in Eukaryota, Metazoa, Chordata, Aves, Passeriformes, Cinclidae.
GGGAGGAUGGCAUCGUGUCAUGGUUCAGGAAUGGGAUUCCCCGAUUCAGUGCCCUCACUGAAGACAUUCCGGAGCCGCUGGCACUGGGUGUGCCGGACACCGAGAAAGUUCCAGCAGCUUCUCAGAGAAGCUCUUCCCGAACCCCCACUGCCGAACCAAGGCACAACCGCAGGACUGUGUUCGGACUCCAGGCUGGGCCGGGCGAGCCCCGCGUGAAGGGCCCGCGCCCGCCUGCUUGAACCUGAGGGCCCGAACCGAGGAUGCGGCUCCAGCGGCAGGGGAAGGGACUGGAACGGGGAAGGGAUGAGCCGCACAGGCCGGAAGGCUGCAGGCCCGCAGAGUGCAAACAGCAGCCUGCGGAGGGUGACGGCUCCGCCUUCUUCCCCUUUCCUUCCUCCCCUCCUCUUCCUGCCGGCCCUCCCCUCGCACCUACGGGCUGGGCGGGCUCCCAAGGCGAGCGGCGGGACGGGGCCGGUGCGUGCCGAUGCGGUGCUGACCGGUCCUCUCAGGCCCGGUUCCCGCUCCGGGCCGGCAGCCCCGUGGGAGCAGCAGCGUGGGGCUGAGGGGAGGCCAUGGGCCGCAGCCGUUCCCGGUCACCGCCGCGGCGGGAGCGCCGGCGCUCGCGCUCCACGUCCCGGGACAGGGACAGGCGGCGGCGGGAGCGAUCGCGGUCCCGGGACAGGGACAGGAGGAGGAGCCGGUCCCGCUCCCCACACCGGAGACGAUCCAGCAGGUCCCCACGCCGGCACCGCUCCAGCUCCUCGUCACCAGCACGGCCCAAGGAGCGCCGGGAUGAGGAGAAGAAGGAGCUCAAGGACUCCAAGAAAGAGCGACAGAUCACAGAGGAGGAUUUGCAGGGCAAGACAGAGGAGGAGAUCGAGAUGAUGAAGAUGAUGGGUUUUGCCUCUUUUGAUACCACCAAGGGGAAGAAGGUGGACGGUGCUGCCAAUGCCUAUGCCAUCAAUGUGUCCCAGAAGAGGAAGUACAGGCAAUACAUGAACAGAAAAGGAGGAUUCAAUAGGCCCCUGGAUUUCAUCGCUUGAUGCUGGGACGUGACUUCCACCACGGAAAGAUUUUGCUUCCCUGCACUCUCCUGGGUGGCUCCCGUGCUGGAUUCCAGUGGAAUUUGGAUUUUUCCCAACAAAUCCCACAGCCAGAGCCACCAUGAGUUUCCAUUUCUCAGAUUUUUGUCAUUAUUUUUUUUCACAACAAAGGUCAGUUUCUGGCUGGGAUUUUGCUGUUUUCCCUGGUUUUGGUUUGUUUUCCCGUUAAUAAAACCCCAGAUUUUUUUUUUUCUU